This is a messenger RNA of Fusarium verticillioides 7600, 2173 nucleotides long. Its product is annotated as acetyltransferase. The record is from RefSeq and is a predicted model, not a curated record. The transcript has 2 exons. The coding region runs from base 323 to 784 and encodes 153 amino acids. Gene Ontology annotation, molecular function: protein-N-terminal amino-acid acetyltransferase activity. Gene Ontology annotation, cellular component: NatB complex. Gene Ontology annotation, biological process: N-terminal peptidyl-methionine acetylation. Lineage: Eukaryota; Fungi; Ascomycota; Sordariomycetes; Hypocreales; Nectriaceae.
AAAUUGCACAGCCACGCUACACCAAGCUCUCGCGGGGCACUCUGAAGUUCGGAUUUCUCAUGUACAUCUCUCGUUUGCAUCAGGCACGCCCCCAAACUGUGUCGCUUUCGCUUCAUUAGCUCAAGACAUACAAACUCUAGCUUCGUACAGCUAUUCCUUUACACAAAGUGUGGCUCCUAUAGUUCUUCAUCAGAAGACGCAAAAGCAGCUCUGAAUAUGGCGACGUUUCGGCGGUUUCAACCUGACGAUGUGAAUAAGUUUUCCAAGUGCAAUCUAGACCCUUUCACGGAAACUUACGAGCUCAAUUUCUACCUCCAAUACCAUGCAAAGUGGCCAGCUCUCUUUCAAGUUUGUGAGGAUAUGGAUGGAAACAUUGUUGGUCAUGGGCAAGGUCGAGUCUUCUCCAGACGCCUACAAAUUCUCCGAGCAUUACCUACCAUGGCACGCCCACAUAACGGCGCUCACUGUUGCCCCAGAAGCAAGAAGGUCUGGCAUUGCAAAGAUCCUAACCGAUCAGCUGGAAGUCGCAGCUGAUGCUGAGAACGCCUGGUUCGUGGACUUGUUCGUUCGAAGCAGCAACCACAGAGCCAUCGCCCUUUACAAGAAUCUGGGCUACAGCGUGUUCCGCGUGGUGAAGGACUAUUACGGUGACCACGCUACGGACCCUUCCAGGGCGAGCGAGGAUGCACUCGACAUGCGCAAGCCCAUGAAGCGAGACAAGGAUCGUCAGCACAUUCGAGAUGAUGGAGAAACCCAUAUGGUUGAUCCCGAGGAUGUUUGGUAACCGGUAUCAAUGUGUGCUUGUCCUUUCCAUCACUCCAUCAAGCUUGAAACUCAACUCAAAAUCCAGUGUAUAGGCUUACCGCCCCUAUUAUGACAUGGUGAAUACUAACCAUUCAUAUCCAGGCUCCAUCCACUUCAUAAACGCUUCCACUCACAAAGGUACUCUCAGGGCCGAGGAGGAAAGCUAUCACAUUGGCACACUCUUCUGACGUACCUUGGCGCUGGAAGGCAGUUGGUUCGUCGAAAGCGGCGUCUUCUGGUCGGUUGUGCAUAUCCCAUGCCUUCUUCAUCAACGGGGUAUAUAUGGCUCCGGGGGCAACAGCGUUGACUCGCACUUCUCGGUGGCCGUUCUCCUUUGCUGCCGCUCUUGUCAGCCCAACUAUUCCGUGCUUGCUGGCGUCAUAGGCGCCGUGCCUGGCGAAUCCUGAUUCUACUGGUCAGCUUUAGAGAUCCCAUUUAUGUGCAGUUCAAACCUGCCCUUGAUGCCAUGAAUAGAAGCAACGUUGACGAUGGAGCCUCCGUCUACUAUCCUGUUGAGCUGCGCCCGUAGACAAUACAUUGUUCCUGUCAAGUUCACAGCGAUGAUCUUAUGCCACUCUUCGUCCUCAAGUUCCGCUACGGCACGAAGACCGUGGUGCUUCCCAAUGAUACCAGCCACGUUAGCUGCCCCAUCGAGUCUCCCAUAUUUCUGAACAGUAGCGUCUAGCCAGUCCUCAACUUGGGGCCGUUGUGAGACGUCGACACGGGAAACUAGCGCCUCGAUGCCCUGCUCGUCAAAGUAUGCUGUGGCAGUUGUAAUGGCAUUGAGGUCGAUAUCGGCGAUGCUCACAGUAGCCCCGCGUUUUGCAAGAACUUUGGCGGUUGCGAAGCCGAUUCCGCUUGCACCGCCUGUCAGCGCAUAAACUUUUCCUUUGAGUGACAUUGUCUGUGGCUUCCAGGUCGUGAGUUGGCUACUCGGUAGCAAAUGAGGAAUGAGUCAGAUGCUAGGGCACAAAAUGAUAUUUACAUAUAUAGACAUACGGUUGGGCUUUAUGGCUGACUGGAUCGAUAUUCCCCGCUUGAAACAGCCGGUGGUUAAUUUGGGGAAUAAUUGACAUUGUACUGGAUGUGUAGGAUAUACAUGAAGCUCUAGGGUAAGCACUUGAAACUAGCCUGUGACGGUUCUGCUUGACUUCCUCUAGUCUUAUGACCACCUACCCAUUAAUAUCCUACCUAUAGGAAUGAGGUCGUAUAGAGAGUAUGCUGCGCAGCUUGUACGAAAGCUCGACCUUUCAAAUGAAGUUUAGACUGCUGAAUGCAACGAGGUACUUUACCUACAACAUCUCUUGUACAUUUAUGUGCAGGACAAUAUUAUAUCCAUCGGUUGGCGGAUGGGGUAGCACUGUAUGCA